CAUGGGUCGGACCCGGAAGCCCAACGUGUGCCGCCAGCUGAGCCGCCGGGCGCUGGGCUGCUUCGCACGCGACGCGGGCGUGGUACAGAGGACGAAUCUGGGCAUCCUGCGGGUGCUGGUGUGCCAGGAAAGUACUAAAUUUAAGAAUGUUUGGACAACUCAUUCCAAGUCACCUAUAGCCUAUGAAAGAGGAAGAAUAUAUUUUGACAAUUAUCGGUGCUGUGUUAGCAGUGUUGCAUCAGAGCCAAGAAAACUUUAUGAAAUGCCAAAAUGUUCCAAAUCAGAAAAAAUAGAGGAUGCAUUAUUAUGGGAGUGCCCAGUGGGGGAAAUACUUCCCGAUCCCUCAGAUUAUAAAUCCUCACUCAUUGCACUAACUGCUCAUAAUUGGCUGCUUCGUGUGUCUGCAGCUACUGGGGAAAUCCUUGAAAAGAUAUAUCUUGCUUCCUAUUGCAAAUUCAGAUACUUGAACUGGGACACUCCUCAAGAAGUCAUUGCAAUCAAGUCAGCUCAGAACAAAGUCUCAGCAGUGGCCCGCCAGGCAGGCAUUCAGCAAUCUGUUUUGCUGUACCUUGCAGUGUUCCGUGUUCUACCUUUUUCACUCAUAGGAAUUUUGGAGAUAAACAAAAAAAUUUUCGGGAACGUUACAGAUGCUACUUUAUCUCAUGGAAUACUGAUUGUGAUGUACAGCUCGGGACUGGUCAAACUCUAUAGCUUCCAAGCCAUCACUGAACAGUUCAUGCAACAGAAACUUGACUUAGGGUGUGCAUGCAGAUGGGGUGGGACUACUGGAACUGUAGGAGAGGCUCCUUUUGGCAUUCCUUGUAAUAUUAAAAUCACAGACAUACCACCACUCCUCUUUGAGGUAUCCUCCUUGGAGAAUGCUUUUCAGAUUGGAGGUCAUCCUUGGCAUUAUAUCAUCACACCCAAUAAGAAGAAACAGAAAGGAGUUUUCCAUAUUUGUGCCCUAAAAGACAAUUGCUUGGCAAAAAAUGGAAUCCAGGAAAUGGAGUGUUGUUCUCUAGAAUCUGACUGGAUCUAUUUUCAUCCUGAUGCCUCUGGUAGAAUAAUACAUGUUGGCCCAAAUCAGGUCAAAGUUUUAAAGCUAAGUGAAAUAGAAAAUAAUAAUUUCCAACAUCAGAUCUCUGAAGAUUUUGUCAUUUUGGCCAACAGGGAGAAGAACAAAAAUGAAAAUUUAAUCACUGUUACAGCUUCUGGACGCAUAGUAAAAAAACAUUUUAACCUUCUGGAUGAUGACCCAGAACAAGAGACUUUCAAAAUUGUGGACUAUGAAGAUGAGUUGGAUUUGCUCUCUGUGGUAGCUGUUACUCAACUCGAUGCUGAAGGAAAAGCUCACCUGGAUUUUCACUGUAAUGAAUAUGGAACUUUACUUAAAAGCAUUCCAUUAGUGGAGUCAUGGGAUGUGACAUAUAGCCAUGAAGUCUACUUUGACAGAGACUUGGUACUCCACAUAGAACAGAAACCCAACAGGAUCUUCAGCUGCUAUGUUUACCAGAUGGUAUGUGACACUGGGGAAGAAGAAGAAACUGUAGACACAGAUAGAAGUUGUUAAAAAUCAGAUAUAAUUUUAAAUGUUGAGAUAUAAUUUAUGAAACUGUUAGUGAAACUCCCCAGCAACUAAGAUCCAGUCUUUCCUUUUUAUUACCUUUCUGACAAGUUUUCCAGUAUUUUCCAGAAGUCUUAUGUUGACGUCAGAUGACUCUGGCUUCUUUUCUAAACUCUUGCUUUGGAAAGUGGUGAUGACUUCAUUUCAUGUAAAAGUUUUUUCAAAUGAUGUCCCAAGAAGUUUAGCAUUUUGGGGCUUUUAGCUAGGUAGUAAUACAAAUAUAAAUUGUUGAGUACUGGUUAAUUCUAAUUAUUGGGGAGACAGUCAUUGAUGG
Messenger RNA from Orycteropus afer afer, 1898 nucleotides. It is a transcript of the gene DCAF17, whose product is annotated as DDB1 and CUL4 associated factor 17. The record is from RefSeq and is a predicted model, not a curated record. NCBI's taxonomy places the organism in Eukaryota, Metazoa, Chordata, Mammalia, Tubulidentata, Orycteropodidae. Gene Ontology annotation, biological process: protein ubiquitination. Gene Ontology annotation, cellular component: Cul4-RING E3 ubiquitin ligase complex.